This is a messenger RNA of Durusdinium trenchii, 2326 nucleotides long. The record is from the annotation of a GenBank genome assembly. NCBI's taxonomy places the organism in Eukaryota, Dinophyceae, Suessiales, Symbiodiniaceae.
CAAGUGGCACUUCUGGAGAGUGGCCGCAAUGGUCUAUACUGAUGCGGAUGGCAAGACCUUUCUCUACAUUCUCUAUUUAGAGAGCUUACAGCUGGAUCCCUCUGCAGCGGACUAUCUCGGUUCGGAGGCGGCGAUCUUUUGGUAUGUCGGCGAUGGCGCACAAUACCAUUCCUCUCAGUCCGUGGUGCUCACGGACGAGCCGGUUCGAUAUGCCUACUGCAGUUUCUUUAGUAUCACGAUGCCCAAUCUGCCGGAUCGUUCACAGAAUGUCACCAUGACACUCUCAGUGAAUGACGAUCACAUAGGAGUGGCCUUCUUGGAUUUCAAAGACUUUGGCGAGAACGAUGUCUUCAAGGAGUCCACGGUCCAACUCCUGACAGAUGCAGGUGUCCUGGAAGACACAUACUCGGACUGCAGAACGUCUCCGAUCGAGCCAACAGCAGGGUUCUUUGUGGAUCACACUGUGGACGACCAAGCGAAACAGCUCCAUGAUCACAUCUUCCCACAGGCCGAGCCUGGUCCGCAAGAGAGGAGUGAUGCACAGGCGGAGCAAGCCGCGGAGAUCGAAGCCCGAAAAAGAGAGGCCGAACGGGAGGAGCGACGGAAGGCCGAGGAGGACGCCCAAGCGCGGCGCGAGGCCGAAAGGAAAGAGCAGGAGGAGAAAGAGAAAGCAAGGCAGAUCCUCAGCUCUGGGAGCAUGAGCGAACCUGUGCUCUCCCAGGGCGAGAUCCUGCGGCGGCUCAGCGCCGCAGCGCAGGAGGCGCGGCGCCAGCAUUCUUUGGCAUCUGCCCUGAUCUUAUGGCAUCGGAAGACUCGCAACCGAAGGGCAUCUGCCUGGCUUCGCCGCUCCAGCGCCCGACGUGGAGCCGCACGCUUGCUGCGUUGGUGGCACCACAACACCCAAACCCAGCUCGGCCGCCGCUGCGCGGCGCGGGCGCGGGAGGCUCUGCUCCAACGGCGGUGCCGUGCUCGCCGGCUCUCCGAAGCGCUACGGCUCUGGGCGGCGCGGGCCGCGCACGGUGCGCGAAGGCGGUUGCUGCCACUGCGGGCGACCUGCUAUGCACGGGAGAGGCUCCUGGUGCGGAGCUGGUCUGCUUGGAUGCACUUCUGGACCUCUUGCGCCCAGCAGGCACAGGACUUGGCGCAGAAGAGGCGGCAGCUGCUACGAUCUCGCUUGCCAGUUGCCUGGCGCUUUUGGCACACCUGGGCUCAAAGUUCUUCGAACUCCUCACGAUGCUUCGAGCUCUUCCGGACAAAAUGCCGGAAGACAUUGCGGCAAAGGACUUGGGUGGCUUGGCAUCGCUUCUUGGCGCGGCGCUGGGCACGGCAGCAGCGUCAGCGUGAGGCCAUGGCGCUUUUCAAGGGCGCCUCGCGGCGUCACGCCUUGGUGGAGCUGUGGGAGGCAAUGGCGCUGCGGCAGAGGCGCGCCGAGGAGCAGCUGGUGGAGCAAUGGCGCUGGAGGAGGGCAUCACAGAAGGAGGCCUUCCAGGUGAUGCAAGCCUGGCAGAUGUGCUCUGCCCGGACCAAGGCCGCAGCCUCCAGUGAGCUGCAGAACUUCCGCACAAAGCUGCGGAUGGAGCGCGAGACCGCCACGAACGACACCCAAAAACGCCAUUUGGGUAUCACCGUGGCCACCCGGUCGGAACUGGGCGCGGAGCUUGGAGCUUGGGAGGGAAGCCGUCUUCUUCGUUUGGGCCGCCGGGAAGAAACGCGGCCACCGCUGCGAGGCGGCAAGAAGAAGAGAGGAAGCGAGAUGAAGAACGUGCAGCGACCGCGCGCGAGGACGACUUCCGCCGUGACCGUGACCGAGCAGAGGAGGAUCGCCGCACCCGUGAGUCCGAGCGCCGUGCGCGCUGGGAAGAGGAGGAAGCUGAACGGCGGAGGGCGGAAGUCGACCGGAGGUCAACCUGCCGUCUCCGGUUCAGCGCCACUUCGGCGCCCAGAAGUCGUUGUGGGGCCGAAGGCAGCGGCGUUCUAUAGAACCCGUGCGACCGAACGGACCGGAGGGGACGCGGAAGACACGGAGGAGAAGAAGAAUCACCUGGAGGACUUGCUGAAGAAAGCAGCCGAGGAGAGCCGAGCCGCGAUGAACGCCAUGAUGAAGAGGCGAAUUCGUCAGCGCUUGCACAAGAAGUUGGGCUGCGUCCUUUCCAAGACGGACUUCUCGAUGGCCAUGGAACGCUUCAAGGUCUUGGAAGCGGAGUGUCCAGCGACUGCAGUGGUUGCAACAAAGGAAGACUGUUCAGUCGAUUUACCUGUUUGGAACACCUUUAUCCACUUCAGAUCUUCACAGACCAGUCAACGACGGUGCCGUUCAGUGGGCUGA